AUGGAAACCAAGCACUCCCCAAGCGCGAUGGACUUAGAGUCCUCUGUUGGACUACUCGACGGUCAAGAACCAGAUUCCAGCGCGUCCAAGGAGCUCGAGGAAUUUGUGCGAUCAGAGCUUUCUGUCGGCAAGAAGAGAUCACUGCGAGCAAAACUUGUCAUCUUCGCGCUCCGAUUCUUUGUCGGACUCAUGGCAUUCAUAGGAAUCAUGAAUACGGUCAACUCCUUGGUAAACAUGCGCGUCGAACGAUUCGUUCCAUCAUACGACAACCCCAAACACGCAGCCGAAUAUUCGAAUCACCCUUGCUACUGUGGAGAGAGCGUGGCAGAAGCUCUAUCCAAAGGAUGCGUCUUCGAUGAGUUGUCGACAGCCUGGCUGCCAGAGCGCUGCCGAGACGAGGAGCUUGCGGCCGAAUUUGCAUCAAAGGGCGACGGUCCGAAUGGAACAUGGCUGUACUGGGCAGACAAGGAGCAUACACAGCCGUUGAGUGUCCAUGACAUUUCAAUGUACGCAGACCUGGGUACCCGUCACUUGUUCCAUAUGAGUAUCCAGUGGCAUCGGCAACACUGCCUGUAUUCUUGGCUCAAGGAACACCGUUUCAAGACGCGACCUGAUAAGGUCUUCGAUCCGCGGUCCGACUCAGACGGCCAUAUCUACCACUGUAUGAUGGUCUUCAACAGCCCGAGAGAGGAGACGGAAGCUGGUGCGGUCCUCGAAGUCUAG
Molecule: messenger RNA, 723 nt
Organism: Cladophialophora immunda
Lineage: Eukaryota; Fungi; Ascomycota; Eurotiomycetes; Chaetothyriales; Herpotrichiellaceae
Exons: 2
Coding region: 1-723 (240 amino acids)
Source: RefSeq, a predicted model, not a curated record